Acaulospora colombiana is the source of this 1617-nucleotide messenger RNA. The record is from the annotation of a GenBank genome assembly. NCBI's taxonomy places the organism in Eukaryota, Fungi, Glomeromycota, Glomeromycetes, Diversisporales, Acaulosporaceae.
AUGAACGAUGACGAAGCCCUUUCAGGCUCUUUCUUUGAGCCGGUGGUGUUUCAGGCACAUUCUGAUAUACCCGAUACUCCGAUUGUCGGGGAAAGCCUCUCUUUCAUGACGGAUUCGUUGGACAUGAACCUGAAUAUCGGCGGUAACCCGUGGGAUCCUCCUUCGGCAUCGGGCGUCGAUGUCGCAAACAUUUUGUCUGAUGUUUCCCUGCCCGAAAUAUACACGACGGCCUUUACUUUAGCUUCGCCAGUUGUAGGAAGGGUUUCUAUUUCCGCUUUAAAUAAAAUUUUAAGCGUCAGCGGACUUCCUCACGCGACGAUAGAAAAAAUUUUAAAUUUGGCUGCACCAGCCAGCAGUAAUAGCACUCGUGUUAACCGAGGGGAAUUUAAUGUCGCACUUGCGUUGAGUAUCAACUUUAACCGAAGUUUGAGCUUUUCUACGAUUUCGCACCCACCACCCAUCACCGCUCUGCAGGCUGACGAUCCGUGGGCCGCACCUUCGGCAAAUGGUGAGUAUACAAAUUCCGCAUUCACGGAAGGUCCAGUACCCGGAUUUCCACCCUCAACCGGAAUCGUUGCGCCACCUAUUACCAGCGGUGCCCUACCUCGUGAAGAUGAAUUCCAGUGGUUCCUAGACACGGAUGUAAUUACGGUAAAGUUUGCACCCGAAAGAGAAGGAUUCCUUUUCAAACACGUGAAUUACAUUGUAGAAUCUCAGGAUGACGAACUGGUAGAGAUAUUUCUCAAAGAGUCAACGGAGAUAGCGGUUUGGCGUAAAAACAACACGCCCGAUUUGGAAGAGGAAUACCUGAAGAAACAAAUUACCCCAGAAAUGGAGCAGCGUAUACCAGCUAACCUGGAUGAAAGGUUAGAAAAGGUCAUAAAAAAGUUGGAUGACGGUAUCGACCAUUAUCGAAAUAUGUGCAAUUUGAUGGAGCGCAUCGCUCGUCGUCAAGAAGGAAUGGCAACUGAUUAUAUGAGAUACAGCCUGGCGAUGAAUUCAAUGAUCGAGAAAGAAAAAGGUUGUUAUGUUGCCGAUUGUUAUAACUGCAAUCAGGUGAUUAACGGCCUAGAGCAGGUAUCAAGUCACUUUCAAAAGACGAGUUCUAUCCUGGAAGAUAUGCUGACUACACUUGAAACCGUGUUGGAAAACUUGAAACGACAUCGAGAUCUGCUCGUAUCAUUCCGAGAGACAUUCGAGAGAAGGGAUAGAUUGGCUGUGGAUAUGACUGAAAGUCUUAACAGUAGAAUAGCUGCCAAUCAAGCGAAGCUCACACCAUUGACGGGAAAGGAAGGAACGGAUCCGGAAGUGGAAAGACUGAGCACGGCAAUAAAAAAGGUUCAAUCCUCGGUUUCAGAUUUAGAUAGUUAUGAGUUCGGCAAGGUAGAAGCGGUUCUUGACAUAUUGCUUUCUCAGCCAUUGAGUGAGAUAGCCGCGGGGCUUGGGCCGAUAGAACGUGCGAGACUAUAUACGUUAUAUGCAUAUUGUUGCAAUUCCCUUUCCUCCUUGUACUUGGAAGUUAAUGGCGAACCUGAGCCAAAAGAACUCAAUUUUCAGACGGUUCGCAAUCUAGAUCAAACAGAUUACUUGGUGUUGAUGCCGUAUGCAAUGCUUUAA